Molecule: messenger RNA, 2690 nt
Organism: Carassius auratus (goldfish)
Lineage: Eukaryota; Metazoa; Chordata; Actinopteri; Cypriniformes; Cyprinidae
Product: nesprin-1-like
Exons: 12
Coding region: 1-1386 (461 amino acids)
Source: RefSeq, a predicted model, not a curated record
AUGGCUAAUGAGAUUGAGUGUUGGAGUGCCAUCUCUGGAGCUGCCAGUCUACUCUCUGCUCAUGACAUGGAAGAACGCCUCUCUGAGUUCAAGCUGGAGUUGGAUAAUAAGGAAGAUGAACUGAAGAUCUUGCAGACAAAGAGGACACAGCUAAAAGAACUGAUAAGAACCCAGCACAUAUACACUGAACUGCAGGUGAUGGCUGCAGAUCUGAGGCAGCGGAUUUCCCAUGCUGCAGAGGUGUAUGAUCAAACCAAAGACAUGUAUAAAGACUUCAGCUCCCAGAGGCAGCAGCUUCUAGAUCUAAUUUCCCAGAUUUCAGAGCAUCUGAAGACCUCGGAGGACUCACUAUUAGAGUUUUCAAAAUCAUCUGACCCAGAGAAUUUUGUUAAGAUCAAGGAGGUUGAGAGAGCACUGUGUGGAACCUACCCGACUCAGCAACUGACCCUGUUGGGUGACGCCGUCUCCCACCUGGUCAAGAGGAACGAGGAAGUGACACAAUGCUACAGCCAGAUCCUGGGGUUUCUUCAAUGGCUGUCUGAGUUGAGGGCUGGAAUUGAGGACUGCUUUGAGCAAACAGGAGAUGCAGUUGCUAUUUCAGCCAAACAACAAAAGCUCAAGACUGCAAUAGAGGAAGUCAUGGAGGGUGGAGAGUGCUUAUCAUGGGUUUGUGAGGAUGGAGGAUUGCAUCUCACCAAAUGUGGGACUGGAAGCAUACAGGAGCAACUGGACUCUUGUAAAUAUGCCUUGGAUUUAUUUGUUAUGGAAUGCCGACAGCGCAUACAGGCCCUGGAAGAAAGUGCCAAGCUAUUAAAUGGGUAUGAAAUGCGUGUGGUGGAGCUCAGCGGCUGGCUGCAACAGCUGGAGGAGAGACUGAAGACAGAUGCUCCUCUGUGGGGUCAGAGUCAGUCUGCAGCCCCCGAUUGCUCAGAAGAGCUUAGAAGAGUGGAGGAAAUCCACAGAGUGCUGCUGAUGAGGAGGGCAUCUCUUGAACGUCUGUGUCAGUCCUCUCUCACCAUAACAGAGUUGCUCUCAAAUCAUGAGGCUUUGCUGCAAGAGUACCAGGCAUUUGAGGAAGCACUAAAGGCAGUGGAAGCCUGGCUGAAGGAUGAUGAGAAGAACUUAGAGACACUGGAGAACAUGGAGGGGAAUAAAAAGGAGGUGGAAGAGAAACUUGAGCGAGCACAGGAUAUCCGGCUGAUGAAGGGAGAGGGCGAGGUAAAGCUCAAAAUGGCAGCCGGGAAGGCGGAGAUGGUCAUCAAGGACAAUGGAGAGGUGGAACGAGGAGUGAUUUGGUCUAAGCUUCAGGAAGUUGAAGACGCAUGGGCAGCACUGCUUUUGAAUGCUAUGAGCUGCCACAGCUGCAGAGAUGGCUGGAGGGAGUAGGGUUGGAGGUUAAAGGGUCUCCUGAGCACCAGCUUGGAGACUGCGCUUGCUGUCAUCAGAUGUGGAGGACAACCAGGGAGCUCUGUGCUAUCCGGAGGAGAGUGCGGCUGAACUUUACAAACGCACUGGAGACCCCGUCUUUAAGGAAGAAAAAAUGGUUCUCCUCGGGCCAAGUUUGAGGAUGUCAAAGCUGCAGCAGAGGAGAGAGUCAGAUUUUCAGAGGACGUUGGCCUUGAACAUAAGAAGUGCAUGGAAACAAUCAGGGAGCUCACUGAUUGACUAAUGGUGGUAGCAGGGGAGGAGCUUCAGCAACACUCUGACCCAUCCGGUGACCCUCCAAUCUUAAAUCAGAAAUUGACUGAAGUCCGGGUAAUUAAAUGAAAGAAUAUUAAAGAUAAAUUAAAUAUGAUCUCUUUAUAGCAUGCCAUACCACAGAAAAUGUUUUGUUCCUACUAUUAUUUUGUGUCUCAUUCAUAUUAUGUUUAAUAAAGUCCACCUCUGUAUAAAAUAAGCAUGCAAUUUAUAUAUAUUUCAUUCAAUUUUCAUAAUUCCGAAGCUUUUACACAUUAAUUAGACAAAUUCCUUUUUCAUGUGUGUUUACAAGCUUGUCUUCUCUCUGUGGAAAAUGAUAGAAAGAACCUUCAUAUUGUUUUCUCUCAUUUACAAACAUCAUCUUUCACUCUGAAUGGUGGGAAAUGAAAAGAACAAAUUCAUUCUUCGUAGCAGAUGAGAUGGUGUGAGACUGCACGACAAACUAUGUGAGAUACUGAUGAUAUGAAGGCAUAAUUGCAUUUCAUCUGCACAUAUGAUUAUGUGAGUGUGGGUGUAUAAAUAGAUAGAGAGAUAUGAGUUUUUAUUAACCUCAUGAGAGAAAUUGUACUGCAUCAGCUGCCAGUCACUUUUUUAGCAAAACCUGCCUUGAAUCGUCCCUCGUUCAUAAAGCAGUUUGGAGAAAAAUAAUUUUUGCUGACACAACGAAUUUAGUUGUAAUCGGUGGUGCACUACCAUCCAAAACAAAAGUAAUCCACUCACUAAUCCUCAGUGGCUCUGAUGUCAGGAGAAAAUGAAGACUCUACAUACAUACAUCCAUCUACAAAAACCUGAAUUGCUUAUGAGGAGGGGGGUUUAAAAAAAAGUAGUAAAUGGAUUUUUAUCAUUGUAAGGUGGUUGUGUCCACUCACUGCUAAGACACAUUAUAUGCAAACACCAUAUAAAAGUGAAUUUUGCAUCCGAUUUCCCCUUUACACUGUGAGUGUAUGUGUGUGGUCAAAUGUUUGAACGUUUAGGCUGUGUGAGUGCGGGAA